AUGACGUCAUCAAGCGUCGCCUUUGUUAUUGUUUUGUUGUUGGCCUGCAGGCGCAUCCUCCUCGCGGCAGGCGGCGCUCAUGCGCCAAACGCGUCUUUUCACGCAGCGCAACUCGAGAAGCAGCUCACCUCAGCAUCAGAUCAGCAGCACGCUGUACAGUCGAAACAGGAGAUAACACCCAGCAGAAACACGCGAUUCUGGUCGAGAUGCAGCGAUGAAGACUCGCUUCCGAACCGCAGCUUCAUCAAACCUCGUCUUCACCCGGAAAGAUGAGCUUUAUAAAAGAGGAGAGCGAAGAAAUGAGGAUUCCCGAGCCGUGGAGAGUGAAAGACGAGCAGCCGGAGGAGCCAAGAGGAGUGUUCACCUCAGGCUCGACGGAAGUGAAAGAGGAGCGUGAAGAGCUGGACGAGGAUCCUCGGCGUCUCCUCAGCGGUCAGAAGAUCUUGAGCUGCUCAGAGUCGGGGAAGAGCUUGUCUCAGAAGAGAGCUCAGAGAACCGCAGGCUUUUUCUUCACCUGCCUCGAGUGCAAAAAGAGCUUCGAGUCCAAAGAGCACCUGAUGGAGCACUUCAGGAUUCACUCCGGAGAAAGCUGCACGGAGACCGAAACCAGUCUGAUGCUGAAAGCGGCUCCGAGAGCGGAUUGCAAGCUGCCCUUCACCUGCUUUCAGUGCCAGAAGAGUUUCGCGUGUAAAGAGCACCUGAUGGAGCACUACAGGAUUCACACCGUGGACCGACCGUUCCCCUGCGAUCAGUGCGACAAGAGCUUCAUUCACAAGCAGAGCCUGAAGAAUCACCUGAGAGUUCACACCGGCUUGAGGCCGCACGUCUGCCAUCUGUGUGGCAAGAGCUACAUCCACAAAGACAACCUCACCGAUCACAUCCGGAUCCACACCGGAGAGAAGCCCUUCGCGUGUGAUCAGUGCGGAAAGAGCUUCACACACAAAGGAAGCCUCCUGCAUCACAUGAAGAUCCACACCGGACUCAAGCCCUUCACCUGCCGCCAGUGCGGACGCCACUUCACACACAAAGGAAACCUGAAGAUUCACAUACGCAUUCACUCCGGAGAAAGACCCUUCACCUGCCCUCAGUGCGGCAAGAGCUUCAUUUAUCACGGAAACCUGGUGGGUCACCUGAAGAAGCACUCGGGAGAGAAGUUAUACCACUGCACUCAGUGCGGGAAGAGCUUCGUCGAGGCUCGGCAUCUGCAGAAACACGUGAAAACACACACCACUGAGCGGCCCUUCGUGUGCUCGCAGUGCGGACGCGACUUCUUAAGCCACCACAGCUUCAAAGAGCACCAGAGGAUCCACACCGGAGAGAAGCCGCACGUGUGCUUGGACUGCGGGAAGGCCUUCACCAGACUCAUGUACCUGAAGCGGCACCAGAGGAUCCACACCGGAGAGAAACCCUACGAGUGCCCGCUGUGUGGGAAGAGCUUCGGACGACUGAGUACACUACUGACUCAUAAGAAGAAGCACUGUCCCAAGCUGACAGACGAGAAGCUGCUGUGAACGUCACGGUUCCUGCAGGGAGGCUUUUAUAAACGUGACCCUGGAGCACAAAACCAGCUUUAAAUGUCAGUUUUUAGAAAUCUCUCCAUUGAUGUGUGGUUUGUUAGGAGGACAAUAUUUGUCUGAGAUGCAACUAUUUGAAAAUCUGGAAUCUGAGGGAGCAAAAAAAUCUAAAUAU
Cyprinus carpio (common carp) is the source of this 1689-nucleotide messenger RNA. RefSeq names its product gastrula zinc finger protein XlCGF57.1-like. The coding region runs from base 270 to 1511 and encodes 413 amino acids. Lineage: Eukaryota; Metazoa; Chordata; Actinopteri; Cypriniformes; Cyprinidae. The transcript has 2 exons. The record is from RefSeq and is a predicted model, not a curated record.